This is a messenger RNA of Peromyscus eremicus (cactus mouse), 1491 nucleotides long. RefSeq names its product zinc finger protein 431-like. Lineage: Eukaryota; Metazoa; Chordata; Mammalia; Rodentia; Cricetidae. Gene Ontology annotation, biological process: regulation of transcription by RNA polymerase II. The transcript has 5 exons. The record is from RefSeq and is a predicted model, not a curated record. Gene Ontology annotation, molecular function: RNA polymerase II cis-regulatory region sequence-specific DNA binding; DNA-binding transcription factor activity. Bases 1 to 1491 code for a protein of 496 amino acids.
AUGAUCACCAAAAAUAUCUCCACCAGACGUCUGGGCUUUCCUGGAGAAGGACGUUCAACUCCCGACAAGUAUAAUGAUGUGCAUGUCGACAUCACUCAGGAAGAGUGGGCAUUGAUGGAUCCUUCACAGAGGAAUCUCUACAAAGAUGUGAUGCUGGAGACCUUUAUGAACCUCACUGCUAUAGGCUACAACUGGGAAGAUCUUGAAGUUGAAGAACAUUGUCAAAAUUCUCGAAAACACGGAAGGCAUGAAAGAAGUCAUACUACAGAGAAAUCAUCUGAACACACUCAGUGUGGUCAAGUCUUUGUACAUCAUAGUCAUCCUCCAAGGUAUAAAGAAAUACAUACUGGAGACCAACACUAUGAAUAUAAUCAAUACAGUAAAGUCUUUGCUUACCCCACUCAUAUUCAAGUACAUAAAAGAACACAUGCUGGAGAGAAACCCUGUGAAUGUAAUCAGUGUGGGAAAGCUUUUGCUUAUCACAAUCAUCUUCAAGGGCAUAAAAGAAUACAUACUGGAGAGAAACCCUAUGAAUGUAAUCAGUGUUAUAAAUCCUUUGCUGAUCACAAUGCUCUUCAAAGGCAUAAAAGAACACAUACUGGAGAGAAACCCUAUGAAUGUAAUCAAUGUGGUAAAGCUUUUGCUCGUCACAGUACUCUUCAAUUGCAUGAAAGAACACAUACUGGAGAGAAACCCUAUGAAUGUAAUCAGUGUGGGAAAGCGUUUGCUCAUAGUAGUUAUCUUCAAGGGCAUGAAAGAACACAUACUGGAGAGAAACCCUAUCAAUGUAAUCAGUGUGGUAAAUCUUUUGCUUAUCACAGUAAUCUUCGAGUACAUAAAAGAAUACAUACUGGAGAGAAACCCUAUCAAUGUAAUCAGUGUUGUAAGUCCUUUGCUGAUCACAAUGCUCUUCAAAGGCAUAAAAGAACACAUACUGGAGAGAAACCCUAUGAAUGUAACCAAUGUGGUAAAGCUUUUGCUCAUCACAGUACUCUUCAAUUGCAUGAAAGAACACAUACUGGAGAGAAACCCUAUGAAUGUAAUCAGUGUGGGAAAGCGUUUGCUCAUAGUAGUUAUCUUCAAGGGCAUGAAAGAACACAUACUGGAGAGAAACCCUAUCAAUGUAAUCAGUGUUGUAAGUCCUUUGCUUAUCACAAUACUCUUCAAAGGCAUAAAAGAACACAUACUGGAGAGAAACCCUAUGAAUGUAAUCAGUGUGGGAAAGCCUUUGCACAAAAUGGUGCUCUUCAAAGGCAUAAAAGAACACAUACUGGAGAGAAACCCUAUGAAUGUCAUCAGUGUGAUAAAGCUUUUGCUCGAAGUAGUGAUAUUCAAAGGCAUGAAAGAACACAUACUGGAGAGAAACCCUAUGAAUGUAAUCAGUGUGGGAAAGCCUUUGCACAAAAUGGUGCUCUUCAAAGGCAUAAAAGAACACAUACUGGAGUCAAACCCUGUGAAUGUCAUCAGUGUGAUAAAACUUGCUCAUCGUAG